Molecule: messenger RNA, 378 nt
Organism: Vigna umbellata (rice bean)
Lineage: Eukaryota; Viridiplantae; Streptophyta; Magnoliopsida; Fabales; Fabaceae
Source: RefSeq, a predicted model, not a curated record
AUGGGUUCCCAAGGGUGUUUUUCGUUUUCGAAAAGGUGGGUCAAAGGAUCUUCUCGUUCGUCCCAUGGUGGUGCUUGUAGGGGAGGUGGGUUAAUCCCUACUUGUUACUGUGGUGAUAUUGCAGUAAUCAAAGUGGCCAGAACUACGAAGAAUGUUGGGAGAAAUUUUUGGGGUUGUCCUCAUUACAAGGGUGGAUCUUCAAUUGGGAGCUGCUGUAACUUUUUCAAGUGGUGUUGUGAAGACAACGUGGAUGAAAAAGAUUGCACAAUUCUGAAGAGAAUAAGUGAGCUGAAAAAUGCAGUGAAGGAUUUGCAGAAAAUCCAGAAAAUGAUGAAGUUGUUAGUUGUAGCUUUGUGUGUGUGUGUAUAUUAUGGUUGA